Molecule: messenger RNA, 1163 nt
Organism: Astyanax mexicanus (Mexican tetra)
Lineage: Eukaryota; Metazoa; Chordata; Actinopteri; Characiformes; Acestrorhamphidae
Exons: 5
Coding region: 98-964 (288 amino acids)
Biological process (GO): response to bacterium
Source: RefSeq, a predicted model, not a curated record
UUCAAAGAGUAACAUUGUCUACCCAGAUGGGCUGAAGUUCAUUCAGAAAGGGGAAGAUAUUAGUCUGUAUUGUUCAUUUAAACAAUUUGAUGCAACAAUGAUUUCAUGGUUUAAACAAAUUCCAGGAGAAAAAACUCUUCAAAUCGCUUCUAGUUAUAAGUCUGCUACAACAUAUCAUAAUAAUUUUAAUAAGAGUGGACGCUUUAAUGCGUCAACAGAAAAAGGAAAUUUUACUCUGAAUAUCCGACAUGCAGAAGCAUCAGAUUCAGCUACGUAUAUCUGUGCAGUCUCAUAUUAUACAGAAAUGGUAUUAUCAGACUGCACAGUUUUAGUUCUCAGAGACGCACCUUCAAGUCUCUACACUGUUCUCCAGCCUCCCGUAUCAGAUCCAGUCCAACUGGGAGGAGAUACAACUCUGCAGUGUUCAAUACUCACAGAUAACUCUGCAGGAGAUCACAGUGUGUACUGGUUCAGACACGGAUCAGGAGAAUCUGAUCCAGGAAUCAUCUUCACUCAUGGAAACAGGAGUGAUCAGUGUAAGAAAAGCUCUGAGACUGUUUCUCCUACACAGAGCUGUAUCUACAAACUCCCCAAGAACAACCUCAGCCUCUCUGAUGCUGGAACUUACUACUGUGCUGUAGCUGCAUGUGGACACAUCUUCUUUGGAGAUGGAACUAAACUGGACUUUACUGGAGAGAGUGGUGCUCUGAACCCAACUGUCAUUGUUUUAGGAACCUUAAACAUCAUAUUUAUGGCAGCGCUUUUGUUUAUGUGCAGAAAAUUACACAAAAGUCAUCUGAAAGAUUCUGCCGAAAACCAGACAGUUCAAGUAAAUCAGACUGAAGAAACUGGAGAUGUGAACUACGCAGCUCUCAGCUUUAAUCAGCGUCCCUCCUCAAGAAGAAGCAGAACAAAGAACAACGAUGAUCAGUCUGUGUACUCACACGUAAAGAUCCGUCAAUAGAAACAAAAAAAUGUUUUAAAAUUACAUUUGAAAGUACAUUCAUUGUACCUAUUUCACGAGAAAUAUUCAUUUAAUAUAUGUAUGUAUUAAUGUCCUGUAUAUUGAAAACUAUCUAUAUAAAAGCCUGACUCUCUGAAUGUCAGUUUACUGUUUAGUAAAGAUAAAAACAUUGUGUUUAAUUUAAUUUUCCUUCAUUUAG